Notothenia coriiceps (black rockcod) is the source of this 7337-nucleotide messenger RNA. RefSeq names its product STE20-like kinase a (gene slka). Gene Ontology annotation, molecular function: ATP binding; protein serine/threonine kinase activity. Gene Ontology annotation, biological process: protein phosphorylation. The coding region runs from base 402 to 4052 and encodes 1216 amino acids. The record is from RefSeq and is a predicted model, not a curated record. Lineage: Eukaryota; Metazoa; Chordata; Actinopteri; Perciformes; Nototheniidae. The transcript has 20 exons.
CUUCUGUGUGCCCAGCAGCCAACCGAGGCAUUGGCUCUGUGACUCUCCCGUUACUGACGUUUAAUAAUGAUAAUGUCGUAUCGUGUGUGACGAAAUGCUCGAUAUUUGCUGUUUAAUAACUGUGUUUUUUUUCUUCAAAACGGAAAUACUAGCUUGUGCGUAACAGCGAACUCUUCUCCGUAUCCCUCAUCUCGCCCUUCUAUGAUAUGAUUAUGAAUAACCACCGUCGAGGGAAGUUAUAAUUGGCAUUAUCAUAGUUGAAUGGCUACAACAGCAGUUUACGCCUGCUUGCUGUUAUUUCGAUAGCCAAUUAAGCUCGGGAGGAACCGCUAGGCUAUAUCUUCUUGGCGGAAAUAGCCGAAGAGACCGCAUCCACAGCUCUGUAGUUCUCUCCUGAAAACAUGUCGUUCUUCAAUUUUCGGAAGAUAUUUAAGCUUGGGCCUGACAAGAAGAAAAAGCAGUAUGAACAUGUACAUAGAGACGUCAACCCGGAGGAAAUAUGGGAUAUCAUUGGGGAGCUGGGAGAUGGAGCGUUUGGCAAAGUGUUCAAGGCUCAGAACAAGCAGAAUGGGACCCUCGCUGCUGCCAAGGUUAUUGACACGAAGACGGAGGAUGAAUUGGAGGACUACAUGGUAGAGAUUGAAAUUCUGGCCUCCUGCGAUCACCAUCACAUCGUCAAAUUGCUGGAUGCCUUCUAUUUUGAAGGCAAACUUUGGAUUCUGAUAGAGUUCUGUGCGGGUGGUGCAGUGGAUGCCAUCAUGUUGGAGCUGGAGAGGGCCCUGACGGAGCCGCAGAUCCGCGUGGUGUGUCGGCAGACCUUGGAGGCUCUGACUUACCUCCACGACAACAAAGUCAUCCACAGAGACCUGAAAGCCGGGAACAUUCUCCUCUCCUUGGAGGGAGAAGUGAAACUGGCUGACUUUGGGGUGUCUGCUAAAAAUACUAAGACGUUACAGAGAAGAGAUUCUUUCAUCGGGACUCCGUAUUGGAUGGCCCCAGAGGUGGUCAUGUGUGAAACUUCCAAAGACCGUCCGUACGACUUUAAGGCCGACAUCUGGUCCCUGGGGGUUACCCUGAUAGAGCUGGCGCAGAUUGAGCCGCCCAACCACGAGAUGAAUCCCAUGAGAGUGCUUCUGAAAAUAGCCAAGUCCGAGCCUCCCACACUCAUGCAUCCCUCUCGCUGGUCGCCAGAAUUCAACGACUUUCUGCGGAAAGCACUUGAUAAGAAUGUUGACAAUAGGUGGGGCACGCUACAGCUUCUACAGCAUCCUUUUGUCACAAGUGUAACUAAUAGCAGACCUCUCAGAGAGCUCAUAGCCGAGGCCAAAGCUGAAGUCACAGAGGAGAUUGAGGAUAGCAAAGAGGAAGAGGAGGAAGAAGAGCCUGAUACACCUGUGGCGGCUCCUGGGCACAAGCGAGCGCCAUCAGAUGCCAGUGUGGCCAGCUCAGAGGACGACAAAGUCCCAGCAACUCCCUCUGCCCUGGAAUCGGUUUCGGAAAUAACUGCUACUGAAGACCAGACCAGUGAUAAGCUCUCUGAUGAAGGACUUGGAACGAGUGAGGUAGACAAGACUGAGGAGGAGAAACUCAACGAGGUGUCUGAUGCCGGUAAUGAAGACCUGGCCUCUGGGCUACUAGAGCCCCCCAAGGACUUAAUACCACAAGAUCCUGCAGAGCUCAAACCAGAAGACGGUCAAGCUGAAGAGAUUCCUGCUGAGCCUGUAGUAUCACAGCCAGAAGAAGCUGUAGUUGAAGAACCUGUAGCAGGGGAUGCAAAAGAACAUAUCCCAGAUGGUCAGGAAACAGAGGAGGAACAGAAGGAGACACAAGAAGAGAAAACAGAAGACGGACCGACUCCUGUAAUCGAAGAACCUGAGGAGGUGAAAGCAGAAGAAGAAAAAGAUGUUGGUACAGAAGAAUCCAGAGAGAAACCUGAAGAAACACCAGAAGAAAAAGCAUCCAUAUCAGGAGAAGAGGCAAAGGCAGAAGAAGAAAGCAAAGCGGAUGAGGAGACGCCUCAACAGAAAGUGAUGGAGGACAUACCAGAAGACACAGCUAAUGGCACUGAUGUGACUAUAGACACAGGGGAUAUAGAAUCAAAUGUAGUGGACACAGCAGUAAAUGGAGACACGGACACAGAGAGCGUGGAUGAGUGCUCCGGUGCGGUUCUGUUGGAGAAGGAGGCGGUAGAGAGUCAGCCAGGGGAAAAGCACGAGGAGGCAGAACAGCCCGAACAAGAGAAUCAGACCAAGGAGGAGGAUCUGGAGGAAAAGACUCCAACUGAAUCCACUAAUGGAGUCAUCGAUGAAGCCAAAGACACCUCUGAGGAUUCAGAACAAGUGGCCACGCCUAAAGAUCUGAAGGAGGAUGAAGAGAAAGCCCCCGCCGCAGAUGGGAGCGCGUCUCAAGAUGCCGUCUCUGUCCAGGAGAGCGAAACGGAUUCAGAAAGCAAGAUGGAGCAUGGAAGCCCCGCUGCCAUCAAGUCGGAUUUGGAGAAGGACUCCGACUCUGGGAGCAGCUCAGCCGCCGAUAGCAGCAGCUUGGACCUCAAUCUGUCUAUAUCCAGCUUCCUGUCCAAGAGUAAAGACGGGGGCUCUAUAUCUAUGCAGGAGUCAAGACGUCAGAAGAAGACUCUGAAGAAGACGCGUAAGUUCAUGGUGGACGGUGUGGAGGUCAGCGUGACGACAUCAAAGAUAGUGACAGAUAACGACACCAAGAGCGAAGAGCUGAGGUUCCUGAGGUACGUCUGUGCGGCGGAGCUGAGAGAGCUGGCCUCUGCAGAAAGAGGGCAGAGGGGCCCCGCGCAGCUGGCACACAAAGCUGCCAGCAGCAGAGAGGCGAUCUUCGCCGCUUUGAAACAGGCAACUGCUGCUAAGAAGCGCCAAUAUGACCAAGAAGUGGAGAACCUUGAGAAGAAGCAGAAGCAGACCAUCGAGCGGCUGGAACAGGAUCACACCAGCCGGCUCCGAGACGAAGCCAAACGCAUCAAAGCCGACCAAGACAAGGAGCUCUCCAAGUUCCAAAACAUGAUGAAGAAUCGGAAGAAAGAGGUCCAAGAGGAAGUCGGACAGUCACCCAAACAUAUGAGAAAAGAGCUCAUGAGACGCAUAAAGGAGGACCUGUUGCUCCUUAAGACCGCAGAGGCAGUGGCCCAGGUUAUGAUUCAGUCUUUUCAGUUGUCCUCAUGCGCACUCUUCAACGCUCAGAUGCAGGAUGAGCAGGAGUUCCUACAGAAGCAGCAGCAGGAGCUGGACGUAGCUCUGAAGAAAAUCAUCCAGCAGCAUAAAGUGGAGAUCACCACUAUAGAGAAAGAAUGCUUAAACCACAAGCAGCAGCUGAUGAGAGCUCGAGAGGCAGCCAUGUGGGAGUUGGAGGAGCGCCACCUGCAGGAGAAGCACCAGUUGCUGAAGCAGCAGCUCAAAGACCAAUACUUCCUGCAGAGACACCAGCUGCUGAAGAGGCACGAGAAAGAGAUGGAGCAGAUGCAUCGCUACAACCAGCGGCUGGUCGAGGAGAUGAAGAACAAACAGAACCAAGAGAGGGUCCGUCUGCCCAAGAUUCAGCGCAGUGAGGCCAAAACACGCAUGGCCAUGUUCAAGAAGAGCCUCCGCAUCACCGCCACUGCAUCGGUCACCGUGGAGCAGGAGAGGGAGAGGAUAAAACAGUUUGCUGCUCAGGAAGACAAGAGACAGAAGAACGAGAGACUUCACCAACACCAGAAACACGAGAACCAGAUGAGGGAUCUGCAGCUGCAGUGUGACUCCAACAUCAGGGAGCUUCAGGAGCUACAGAAUGAGAAGUGCCACCUUCUGAUCGAACAUGAGACCCAAAAGCUGAAGGAGCUGGACGAGGAGCACAGCCAGGAGAUAAAGGAGUGGAGGGAGAAGCUGAGACCCAGGAAGAAGGCGCUGGAGGAUGAGUUCACGCGGAAGCUCCAGGAGCAGGAGGUCUUCUUCAAGAUGAGCGGAGAGUCCGAAUGCCUUAACCCCUCCACCCAGAGUCGAGUCUCCAAGUUUUACCCCAUCCCAAACCUGUACACCUCUGGUUUAUAGCCUCUUCUGUCCGUCCCUGCUGCAAAACAGACUCCUAUCAAACUCGGCUGCGCUCACCGACUCUUCCUGGUGGAGUGACCACUUAGAUUCCACCGUUAGUGAGCAUGACGAGCCUACACACCGUACUCUCACUAGUUUAAAUGUCCCUCCGCUCGUCCAAUAACAAUAUGCACUUUUUUGAGCAUGUUCAAAUUUGAAAAGCCUGUAGUUGGUAUUGAAGGGCCAAUGAAUUUAAGUUUAAGCACAGCCUGCUACAGUAUGAACGAUCCCCAGUGCCUCAUGUUUUUUCUUUUCUGCAUUCAAGCCCCUCGCUGUGUUUAACAGCAAGUGAAGCGUCCCCUAAAUGUCCUACACUUAAAGUGGACCUAUCAUGCUAUAUUUGAAUAAUAUAGUGUAGGACCAUACCUAUAUAAGGCAUAUUUAUACUUUUCAUUUUUCAAAAUACCAAACAGAUCAUGCAUUUUGGCCAUUCCUCAUUUCGCUCAAUUUAACACUGCCUUUCAUGCUCGGAUUCAGUGAGAACAGCACCAUCUGGUGGCCUGAAAUAUGUACUACAGCGUCUCCAGCGCUUUCAAACGGCAAUGUCCGUGGCUGUCUCCUCCUGAUUGGUGGAGUUGGCCCAAUAGCCGUAGCGCAACUUCUGUGACGACGUAAAAGUGUUCAAAUCUGGAUCAGCCUGUAUCAGAUCCGUUGCAGCCCCUUUUUAAGAGAUUUGGGUAUGGAGGAAAAUAGAGAGGGUUGUGUUUUCUGACACUUGGUGAGUUCCCUGGAACACCGGGGACACAUAUUCAUGUAUAGAAGACGUACAAAAGUGCAUUUUGCAUGAUAGGUCCCCUUUAAAAAAUUGGUUAUCAUUUCCACUCAUAAUCACAAGAUGUUUAGAGAUUAUUUGAAUCAUUUCAUAUAACGGGUGAUUAAGACUCUGACAUCUCGUGUUGCUGCAUGUGAGGUAGAGCUGGUUUAAAAGAGUAAAAAGAAAAAGUGUGUUGUCGUAUGACUUUGUUAUGGCACGUGUAGUGUCACGUCAAAAACAGUGCUGUGUUGGGAUGUUAAGGACGUACUGUGUUGUAAAUGCUGAAAUGUUACGUGUGUGUACCUAGAUAUGAAGCUCAAUCAGAUACUGUGCUUGCCAUGAGGGUUUUUACAAUCUUAAGAACAAGAAUAUGGCUUUUUCGUUCACACAUCAUUUCAUUGCUGUAAUCCCACUUAGUUAGACGCAGAGGUGACCCGUUUCUUCCUGGAGAAUGAUAAAAUACUUUUUUAUAUAUAGAAAUAAUAUAUAGAAAGGAAAUCACCGUGAAUGAAAAUGAAGGAAUGUAAAGCUGUUGAUUUGCACUGUUUUGUUAUAAGCUAAUGAAAAAGAUAUGCAGUAAUAAAACUGUCAAUGGGUUUGUGACAGCGCGUCACCUUUGUCUCACACAACCCAAUUCAAACUCCAAACUAACUGAGAAGUGUUGAUUUCUUUCUGAUCAUUUAGCUGUUUUUUUCCUUUUCCAAAUAUGCCCUUUAGUAUUUUACGACCACAUCUACUUUUCUACAUGUAUUCCCGUUAUAUGACGCUGUAAUCGCUCUUUCCUCUGAGCUGUUUGCUCUUUUUGACACCAGUGCUGUCUGAAAGGUGAAAUGCUGUACCUGUAGCUGUUUGAGACGUCCUUCGCUGUAUUCUAGGAGCAAAAGUAUUAACGGUUCACAAAAAGAAAUGUCAUGAUUCUUUUAUUUUGUCUGUGCGUAUCAUCAAUGCACGUCAUGUUUUCUGUAUGCUGACAUUAACAAAAGGUUGCGUCAUGAAUGCUGGGUUUUUAUCGGGGUACAUGGAAACCGUCCGGAGAGUCACAUUCCCCAUAGAUUUAAAAUAUUUUUUUAUUUUGUUAAGUUACAGCAUUUCUUGUCAUUCUACAACAUUGAUAUCAUUUUCAUGUCGGAUCAAAUGUAUUUAAAGUGUCUUUAUAAAUUGACAUUUUAUUGCUGUAAAUAAAAUAUUGACUGUUGAUUUGAAAGUUGACCCGUCUACCUUCUUAUAAUUGAACCUUUCAAACACUUAAACACUUGUAAAACACUUAGUAAGGCCCCUAAAAGUGUAAAUAUUACAAAGAUGGUAAACGAUAUUGAUAUAAUCUUUGCUUUAUUGUAUGUUUUGCCUCUCUGUGAACAUCUAAUCCUAAAGGGUGACAUUCUGAUCAUUCUUUCCAGAGAAACAUGGGAUAAGGCCAACACGGCCCCCUUCAGAGGAGCCUACAUUUUCACUAUUUUCGGUUAUGGGAAAGUUCCAAACAUCCAAAAAAGCAACAACAUUUUUUUUUGAAGUAAAAUAUUUGUAUUCAACCAUCCAUUUCAUAGACUAGAUAUAUUAUUUAAAAAAACCUCAGGUACAGGUAUCUCGAAAACUAAAGCCAUUUUGGGGGGUUUGUUCGUCUAGUGUUAGUUUAAGACUUUUGUGACAAACUAUAUUUUGUCUUUUUAGGACUUUUCACAUUUCUUUGUGACUUUUUUGUCUUUUCUUUUACUUUCUUUAUCACUUUUUGUGACAAAGUAUAUUGUAACAUCUUAAUUACAUUUGAUGACAUACUAUACUAUGACAUAAUUAAGCUGUUUUUUUUUAUUAAAAAGUCCUAUUUUCUUUUCAAUAUCUUCCAUGUCGUGUGAACAGAGUGAUUCCAAAUCAAUGCAGCAUUGAAUUACUACACUGGCUAAAUAGAACACACCUGAAAUCCAGCAUUUUUUUUAUUGAAAACUCAUUUGGCGUCAUUAUAUAAAAAUAAUGUAGCAUUGUAUAACCUCACUGCACAAGUAGGAGUUGUUUUGUGUUUUGUUGUAAAUUUGAUAUUGACUGUUAACUUGACACACGACAGCCUGACAUAACACCUCAAAUGCAAUUAUUUUUGAAUUAAUUCAUAAAAAUAUCAACACUCCCAAGUCGAAAAAUACAUUUAUUGUGUGUCUUUUAUAUAUAUAUUGAUCAAAAGUCAAAAAGUGCAAUGAUGUCAAACAUAAUCUGGGAACAUUUUAUAAUUUAAUCUCUCCAACACUUUACGGUAUAAAGCAAAUAUAUCGAUUUCAGUGCUCUCUUAUACAAAAAUAUACAAUCCAAUCCAUCAUUUUGUUGUGAUUUUCAGACUUUCAACCACACAAACAAUGUCAUUUAUUCUUCUUCUUAAUUUUGAACUAACAAAUCUUUCAAGUAAAUCGUCAGUCGUAACUACAGCAACAUUUACUGUAACAUAAGUCCCUUAUCUGCUGCAAAAAUGACCCUCGCUGACUGGUAAUGUUGCAUGUUUUUAUAUAUAU